CAGGUCCUAUGUCACCAUGCAGCACUAUGGAGUGAAUGGCUAUUCUCUCCAUGCCAUGAAUUCGUUGAGCGCGAUGUAUAACCUGCACCAACAAGCAGCACAGCAAGCCCAGCACGCACCUGAUUACAGACCCUCAGUGCAUGCCCUCACGCUGGCAGAGAGACUGGCCGGCUGUACGUUUCAAGACAUCAUCUUGGAGGCCCGUUAUGGCUCCCAGCACCGCAAACAGAGAAGAAGCCGUACAGCUUUCACAGCCCAACAACUGGAAGCCUUGGAGAAAACUUUCCAGAAGACUCACUACCCAGAUGUGGUGAUGCGGGAGAGAUUGGCAAUGUGCACUAAUCUGCCAGAGGCUAGAGUACAGGUUUGGUUUAAAAACAGAAGAGCUAAAUUUCGAAAGAAGCAGCGCAGUCUGCAGAAAGAGCAGCUACAGAAGCAGAAAGACUCAGAAGCCAAUCACAGUGAAGGCAAAGCAGACACUCCUGUGUUAGAAACACCGACUCCAAUUCCCGAUGCAGACAAGUCUCUGAGUUUGCCAAGGGAGGUGAAUGCAGAGCUCAGCCUGACUCUCUCUGAGCAUUCAGCCAGUGAGUCAGCAGCCGAGGACCAGACAGACAAAGAGGAGGAAUUCAAGAUCUCGCUGGAGGAGAAUAAGGAAGAGAAAAGCCCUGGAGGGGAAAACAAAGUGCUGAACAGCAAGAGGACAAGUCCAAAAGCAGAUUCCCCUAUCAGCACUGCUGCCACCCCAUCCUCCAGCAGCAGCAUGUCCCAAGCGCAUUCCUAUUCGUCUUCUCCUCUCAGCCUCUUCCGCCUUCAAGAGCAGUUCCGCCAACACAUGGCAGCUACCAAUAACUUGGUCCAUUAUUCGUCCUUUGAAAUGGGAAGCCCUUCUACCAUGCCAUAUUUGGGCAUGAAUGUCAACAUGGCACCCCUAAGCUCACUGCAUUGCCAGUCUUACUACCAGUCCCUCUCUCACGCCCAGCAGGUGUGGUCCUCUCCAAUUCUCCAGGCAUCUUCCACUCUUCCCAGCCUGAACAGUAAAACAACCAGUAUUGAGAAUCUCCGGCUGCGAGCGAAGCAACAUGCUGCCUCUCUGGGACUGGAUACUUUACCAAACUGAGGCCAAGCCAAACUCCAGCAAAAGCC
This is a messenger RNA of Protobothrops mucrosquamatus (brown spotted pit viper), 1146 nucleotides long. It is a transcript of the gene DMBX1, whose product is annotated as diencephalon/mesencephalon homeobox 1. The record is from RefSeq and is a predicted model, not a curated record. The coding region runs from base 17 to 1120 and encodes 367 amino acids. NCBI's taxonomy places the organism in Eukaryota, Metazoa, Chordata, Lepidosauria, Squamata, Viperidae. Gene Ontology annotation, molecular function: RNA polymerase II transcription regulatory region sequence-specific DNA binding; DNA-binding transcription factor activity, RNA polymerase II-specific. The transcript is spliced from 4 exons. Gene Ontology annotation, biological process: regulation of transcription by RNA polymerase II.